AUGAGAACCAAUGCUGUGCGCCAUGGGCGGCCAAGGGAGAAUGUACUCAAAACCAAGCUUACAUGGGCGAAUGGUGCAAAGCCAGUUGCGGCAUUUGCAAAGCACAGUACAGACUUGUUGAUGAUUGCUCUGAUCGUCACAGGAACUGCAAAUCAUGGGGCCAUGGGCCGAAUGUCCAGAAAAAUGUUGCUUGUGGAUGCACGGAGAAUGGCAGAAUGUCAAUGUGCGAAAGUGUGGACAUCUAUGGAACUCAAGCGACUUGGUGUGGUGCAUGCAGCCCAAAGCCAAGUGAGACCGAAGGGUAAUUUAGUUGCCACAACCACGAUCGUUCCACAACAACCGACAUGCGAAGCUUCGGAAGGCUGCUACAACGAGAACGUCUGCUGUGCGUACUGGAGUCUGCUCGGAGAAUGUCGAAAAAAACGCCAUUCUGGAUGGCUUGCAACUGCCAAGUCUCGUGUGGUCAUUGUAUUCCUCUGGAUUACGGUUAUGGAUGUGACUUGCCUCGAUUAUCACCGUGAUUGCUCUGGUUGGGCUCGACGGGGCGAAUGUGAAAAGAACCCAUGGAUGUCAGAGAAUUGUCGUGCAUCGUGCAGAACAUGUUACUCCCAAUGGGAUCUCAGAACCAUGUGUCGCGGUGCUGUUGGUUCUGUGGCCCCAGUUGCAACGAAUCGUCCACGUCAACCAGUGGUCACCCGGCCUCCACCUGCUUGGCAACACCGAGGCAGCUUCGGUCGUGGCGGAAUGGACUACGAGGAUUGGGGCGGUCUGAUGGGCUGGGGAAAUGGAGCUGGAGGCGGAAUCGCAAACGGAUGGGGUGGCCCACCACCUAUGUGGCAACAGCCGUUUUCAUGGUUCCGACGGGCUCGAGCUAAGAGGGACUGA
Ostertagia ostertagi is the source of this 885-nucleotide messenger RNA. The record is from the annotation of a GenBank genome assembly. Lineage: Eukaryota; Metazoa; Nematoda; Chromadorea; Rhabditida; Trichostrongylidae.